AUGGACAACAUGAACUCAUUUGUGGAAUACUCUUUUUUUAACCGACCGGGAACUGGUCACUCUGCGCCCAAACCUGGAUACCAACAUCACCACCUGCACCACCUUCCUCUGGACCAGCACCAGGCCUUCUCAGUGGCCUCCUCCCUACACGCGGGCCCCUCCGCUCCUGUUAACAGUGACAGCGGUUACACAGCAGAGGGAAGGAUUUAUGGGAAUAUCGGAGCCGAUGAUGGAGGGACUCACGAGCAAACAGGAGCAAGCCAGCAACAUCAACAUCCUUCUAAUCAUCUCCACCAACAACCGCACAAUGAAUACCAUCAUCAGUCCAGCCUCCACCAGAACCAGGGCGUACAGAGUGGAUUAUUGUGUCCUUAUUCUAACAUCAGUGUGACCAACACCGGCUCGUAUGCGGGACAGACGUGCGCCACAAACUCGGAUUAUGUUUCCACAGCAGGCCCUCAGAACCCCCUUCUUCCGCAGUAUUUUAUGGAGGAGUCUGUGUCCUCCACCUACUAUCGCCAGUCCACUUUUCACAGCUCGGCCCCAUCCGUGGGAAGCAGCUACAGUGCACUGGCCGGGGCCUACUGCGGGCCCCAGGGCGCCCAGUACCCGCAGCAGGCCUGCGGGGGUCUGGACACAGUGGGCUAUUUGGGACUCCCGCAUGGAGGAGAGUAUGAGGAACUGACGGUUUCCCAGGACCGAGGGAGAGGGGAUGAGGAGAGCCACCAGUCCGGACAGACCUUUGACUGGAUGAAAGUGAAGAGGAACCCACCGAAAACAGUCAAAGUGUCGGACUUCGGCCUGUCGGGGGCCCACAACAACACCAUGCGCACCAACUUCAGUACGCGGCAGCUGACGGAGCUGGAAAAGGAGUUCCACUUCAGCAAGUACCUGACGCGAGCACGGCGCGUGGAGAUCGCCGCCACGCUGGAGCUGAACGAGACGCAAGUAAAAAUCUGGUUCCAGAACAGACGCAUGAAGCAGAAAAAGCGCGAGCGGGAGGGCGCAUUCACCAGCACGCGCGCCUCAUCUGAUUCCGGUGGUGGUUUCACCAAGGACCUGGACGACACGGAUCACUCCUCCCUGUCCACGUCUCCAGGCGCAUCCCCGAGCUCGGAGACGUAG
This is a messenger RNA of Melanotaenia boesemani (Boeseman's rainbowfish), 1125 nucleotides long. RefSeq names its product homeobox B1a (gene hoxb1a). Gene Ontology annotation, cellular component: nucleus. Gene Ontology annotation, biological process: regulation of transcription by RNA polymerase II. The coding region runs from base 1 to 1125 and encodes 374 amino acids. Gene Ontology annotation, molecular function: DNA-binding transcription factor activity, RNA polymerase II-specific; RNA polymerase II cis-regulatory region sequence-specific DNA binding. The transcript has 2 exons. The record is from RefSeq and is a predicted model, not a curated record. Lineage: Eukaryota; Metazoa; Chordata; Actinopteri; Atheriniformes; Melanotaeniidae.